UUCAGUUGCCUGCGGACAUGGAUGACAGCUACUUCUCGAUACAGCGGCGUGCCCUGGAAAUCGUCGGGUUCGACCCCAGCACACAGCGCCUUCACAUGAGACGGCCCCUGUGGGCUGGGCUCCUCAUCCUGUCCCUGGUCUCGCACAACUGGCCGAUGAUCGUCUAUGGCCUGCAGGAUCUCAGCGAUCUUACCCGGCUCACCGACAACCUGGCCGUCUUCAUGCAGGGAUCCCUCUGCACCCUCAAGUUCCUGGCCUUCAUCGUGAAGCGGCGCCGCAUCGGCGCCUUGGUGCAUCGCCUGCACGGGCUCAACCGGGAGGCCUGUGCCAGCCCCCAGCAGCGGGAGAAGAUCCUCCGGGAGAACCGAUUGGACAUGUAUGUAUCGAGAGCGUUCAGGAAUGCCGCUUACGCGGUGACUGUUGCCUCUAUGAUAGCCCCCAUGCUGAACGGCCUGAUUGCCUACCUAACCGAGGGCGUCUUCCGGCCGACCACGCCCAUGGAGUUCAACUUUUGGCUGGACGAGCGGCAGGCCCGCUUCUAUUGGCCCAUCUACGCUUGGGGCGUGCUGGGCGUGGCAGCCGCCGUGUGGCUGGCCAUAGUAGCCGAUACGCUCUUCUCCUGGCUGGUGCACAACGUGGUGGCGCAGUUCCAGCUGCUGAAGCUGCUCCUGGCAGACAAGGAACGGCAGCAGGCGGUGGACAGUGACAGCCACCUGGCCGAGUGCAUUCGACGCCACCGCCUGGCCCUGGAACUGGCCCGAGAGCUGAGCGCCAUCUUCGCGGAGAUCGUGUUCGUGCAGUACAUGCUCAGCUACCUGCAGCUCUGCAUGCUGGCGUUCCGCUUCACCCGCAGCGGCUGGAGCUCCCAGGUGCCCUUCCGCGCUGCCUUCCUGGUGACAGUGUUCAUCCAGCUGAGCUCCUACUGCUACGGCGGGGAGUACCUUAAGCAGCAGAGCUCCGGCGUGGCCCUGGCCGUCUACUCCGGCUGCGACUGGUCGCAGAUGCCCCCGGCCAGGCGUCGCCUCUGGCAGAUGAUGAUCAUGCGGGCCCAAAGGCCAGCCAAAGUGUUUGGCUACAUGUUCGAUGUGGAUCUGCCGCUGCUCCUCUGGGUAACAAGGACGACGGGCUCGUUUCUGGCCCUGCUGCGGACAUUCGAGCGAUAA
Messenger RNA from Drosophila persimilis, 1163 nucleotides. RefSeq names its product odorant receptor 45a (gene Or45a). The transcript has 2 exons. Bases 18 to 1163 code for a protein of 381 amino acids. Gene Ontology annotation, cellular component: plasma membrane. The record is from RefSeq and is a predicted model, not a curated record. Gene Ontology annotation, molecular function: odorant binding; olfactory receptor activity. Gene Ontology annotation, biological process: sensory perception of smell; detection of chemical stimulus involved in sensory perception of smell. Lineage: Eukaryota; Metazoa; Arthropoda; Insecta; Diptera; Drosophilidae.